Messenger RNA from Alternaria ethzedia, 588 nucleotides. RefSeq lists its product as uncharacterized. NCBI's taxonomy places the organism in Eukaryota, Fungi, Ascomycota, Dothideomycetes, Pleosporales, Pleosporaceae. The record is from RefSeq and is a predicted model, not a curated record. The coding region runs from base 1 to 588 and encodes 195 amino acids. The transcript has a single exon.
AUGUCAGACUUGGGCUUCACACCCGCGGAGAUACGCUUUGCCACUGCAACUCUCGCAGCAAUCGCUGCUCUCGCGCCCAUCGCAUACCUUCUCUAUCCAUCGCAGUCACAAGAAUCAAGCGCGCACAUCCAGACUUUCAACAAGUUCAUAGAGAGCUACUCGACUCUUCGCCCUCAAGCCCUGACAACGUACGCCACCCGCGACUUUAGCCAUACCUCCCUUCCUGCAGACCUGCACCUACCCACUCGUUCGAUUCAGCCGUUCCGCGAACAUGCCGAGACGGUUUUCGAGAUCUUUAGCGACUUUCAGGUAGUUCCUGAAGACGAUGGUCAGGGAGGCAGAGCGGUGCACUUUUCAAAAGACACAAAUACGGUAGUCGCGCACUGCAAGAUGGGAGGCAAGGUUAAUGGUGACGGUGAAUUGGGAACGCAAUUGUUGGAAAGUGGGAUCACAGAGUGGUGGACUGAGGGUGUCCUAUUUGUGAAGUUGAGCAAGGAUGGGAAGCGGGUUGAAGGUGUGAGAGAGUUUAUGCAUAGCAAAAAGGCGGAGGAGUUGCAGAUUCGUUUGGACGGAAUCUUGAGCGAGUGA